CUCUGCCCCGGCGCGGUGCCCUUCGGGAUUCUUCCCCUGCGGGGUGUUCGCAGUUGGUGUCCGGAACUUUGUUUGCGGGCGGCGGGGCGGGCGGAAGGUUUUUCCGCACGGACCAGACCAGGCUGUGCCGGGAGCGGGAGCUAUGGUGUGCUGGGGGCCGCUGCUGUGCCGGGCGGGGGUGCGCCUGCUGGCGGGAAGUCCAGGCGGCCCAGUGCAGGCGGCGGCCGGUACCGGGAACAGGGGUCCCUGGUGCUUUAUAGUCAGGCAUAUUAAUAGCACCACCUGGUGGGAUGAACAUCUUUCUGAAGAGAACACCCAGUUCCUUAAGCAGUUAACAGCAGAAGAAUACAGAGCUCAAACAGCCAGUAAACUGUGUCCACUGAAAGAUGAGCCUUGGCCACUGCACUCGUGGGAACCAGGUUCCCGCAGAGUUGGCCUUGUUGCAAUAAAGUUGGGAAUGAUUCCGUUAUGGACCAAGGAUGGUGAAAGACAUGCUGUCACAUUACUUCAGGUGAAAGACUGCCAUGUUUUAAAGUACACACCAAAGGAGGAGUAUAAUGGAAAAACAGCUACCCUACUCAUUGGAGGGAAAAAUUCAUCUCCUUUUUAUAAACCAGAGUCUGCAUUGGAGGUUUUCAGAGAAGCAGGAGUACCACCAAAGCAGAAAACUACAAUAUUUAAGGUGUCAGAUAAUGCUAUAAUUAAGCCAGGUACUCCUCUGUAUGCAGCUCACUUCCGUCCAGGGCAGUUUGUGGAUGUCACUGCCAAAACAAUUGGUAAAGGAUUUCAAGGAGUCAUGAAAAGAUGGGGAUUUAAAGGCCAGCCAGCCUCCCAUGGCCAAACUAAAACACACAGAAGACCUGGGGCAAUAUCCAACACUGGUGCUGGCAAAGUUUUCCGUGGAACAAAAAUGCCUGGGAAAAUGGGUAAUAUCUACAGGACUGCUUUUGGAUUAAAGGUGUGGAGGAUCAACACAAAGCACAACAUUAUUUAUGUAAAUGGUUCUGUCCCAGGUCACAAAAAUUGUUUGGUAAAGGUCAGAGAUACGAAUGUACCUACUUACCGAGACUGCAAUAAAAAUCCUCCAUUCCCCACAUUUUUUGCUGAUGGAGAAGAAGAGCUACCAGAAGACUUGUACGAUCAGGAAGUUUUCCAGUUCACUGAUUCCUCUGUCACAUAUGUUUAGUGUUAUUGACAUCUUUAAGAACGUGCAACUUUCACAUUGUUUCUGUGAACUUUUCAAUGCUGAACAAUUACAAACCCAGAAACUGCACUCUAGCUGAAUGACCUGAACGCAUCAAACAUUAUGGGGUUUUUUUUCAGGUAGCAAGAUUUACCACAAUCUGUUCCAAAACCGUAUUAAAACAGUGGGUGGUGGUAAGUUGGUGUGUCUCAGGGAAGGGUUUCAAAGUAAUGGGUAUAUUGCUGACUUAUCUUUUUACAUUACAAAAUCGCUUCUUGUAACUUUUUCCCUUUCACAGACUGCCAAGAUUUAUAUUUCUUUAAAUCCAUUGUCUUGGAAUUGCGUUCAUCGGUUACAUGAUUGAUGAAGUUGAGACUAUUAACAGAACAAAAUUUAUAGUUGUUUUUUCCCCUGAGGGAUAUGUACUGAUUAACUUGGACUAAACAGAAAAUAAAAGGUUUAUUAAAUAUCCCAUUUAGCCAUCUGGGGACAUAAAUGGAGUGUCUAGGACUUUACAAAGAAUGAACUUGAAAAUGUUGAGUAGAACGGGACGGGGGGGGGGGAGGAAUUCUAGCUUUCUCUUUUCCAGGCCUAACACCAUAGCCAAUUGCCCCAUUGUGCCUCUGGGGCUAUAAUCUUUUCCACCUUUCAUUUCCCUUUCCUCAUCAAAGCUCCUUUCCUCUUUAUUUUAGUGCUCUGAGUUUAGAGCAACAAUUACACAAUUUACAUUUCCUAGAGGAAAGAAUGAGACUAGCAAUGUCUGUCUGGUAAGAGUUGUGGCAGUGCUCGCUGACCAGAAAGGCUAGACAUUUUCAGUAAUGUGGACACAGGGACUAUAGUAGCUGCCUGUUUGUCCCCUUCAUUGGCUCCUUGUUCUGAUAACUUCAUGAAAAUGUCCCUCGCAUAAGGUAUCUAGAGAAAUACGUCCCCUUCAGUUGUCUUCAUAUCUGAGAUUUUAUAUUGUUAUGGAAGAGCUUUGGGCCUGCCCCAGUAGUCUUCGUCAUUUAACAAAAAUAAACCAAGUGUGAAGGGUC
Molecule: messenger RNA, 2217 nt
Organism: Chrysemys picta bellii (western painted turtle)
Lineage: Eukaryota; Metazoa; Chordata; Testudines; Emydidae
Gene: MRPL3
Product: mitochondrial ribosomal protein L3
Biological process (GO): translation
Cellular component (GO): mitochondrial large ribosomal subunit; ribosome
Molecular function (GO): structural constituent of ribosome
Source: RefSeq, a predicted model, not a curated record